AUGGAAUCACAAAAUCAAUCCGCACCGGCACACCCUUCACAUAACCGACCUACACCAGUGUAUGAUCCUACACAAGGCGGACACUAUGGUGCCUGUGCUGCGCUUGCCUCGCAAGGCUUUGCGCCCGCGGAACUUUACACCGGGCCCUGGGCCAAUGUUCAUCAGGGACUCACUGGACAGUACAAGGAUAUCCUGACGACUUACUGGCAACAAACAAUCAGCCAUUUGGAGAGUGACACUCAUGAUUACAAAAUCCAUCAACUUCCCCUCGCCCGCAUCAAAAAAGUCAUGAAGGCGGAUCCUGAGGUCAAGAUGAUCUCGGCAGAGGCACCAAUUCUCUUUGCCAAGGGCUGUGACAUAUUCAUCACGGAACUUACCAUGCGAGCAUGGAUUCAUGCCGAGGAGAAUAAGAGACGCACAUUACAGCGGUCCGAUAUUGCCUCUGCACUUGCUAAGUCCGACAUGUUUGAUUUCUUGAUCGAUAUUGUCCCCAGAGAAGAAGCUACGGCACACGCUAAACGAACUACCACACAGCCUUCCGCCGCGCCUGUUCCGGGGCCGGGUCAGGCGCCAAUGCCGGGGCAGCAUGCCGGCAUGGCCCAGUCGGCUGGCCAUCCAUCGUCUCACCCAAUGGCCACCGCAGAUUAUAUGGGCGGGCAUGCCCUUGCUUCUGAGCAGGAUUACAGACAAGCUCCCAACAUGUAUCCCGGCCAAGCCCCUCCCGCCCCUUAUGGACAACCCCAAGCACAAGCGGCCAUGUAUAGUGAGAUGGAGGGCAUGUACCAACAAUAUUCGGCAAUGCAACCCCAACAGGCAUCUAUGCCGUCUGAGGAGUUUGAAUAG
Messenger RNA from Trichoderma aggressivum f. europaeum, 843 nucleotides. Its product is annotated as transcriptional regulator family: Histone-like TF. NCBI's taxonomy places the organism in Eukaryota, Fungi, Ascomycota, Sordariomycetes, Hypocreales, Hypocreaceae. Gene Ontology annotation, molecular function: DNA-binding transcription activator activity, RNA polymerase II-specific; protein heterodimerization activity; RNA polymerase II cis-regulatory region sequence-specific DNA binding. Gene Ontology annotation, cellular component: nucleus; CCAAT-binding factor complex. The record is from RefSeq and is a predicted model, not a curated record. The transcript has 5 exons. Gene Ontology annotation, biological process: regulation of transcription by RNA polymerase II. Bases 1 to 843 code for a protein of 280 amino acids.